GAAAGGAGGAUUUCGAAAGGAAAAAAAAGGAGAAGACUAGAAGUGAAAAGCUUGCAAGGGAAAGUUCUCAGGUCAGCCGCAGCCGGUGAAAGAAGGGUGGCAGCUGCAACUUCAAAUUAUGGCCAACGACUCGUCGUUUUUAUUCUCCGGCAUUCGUUUUGAUAGAAAGAAAUUCGGUGCCGAUAUUGCCAGGUUCCAGAAAAAAGAUACGGAUAAUAGUUUGGCGAAGAUUCAGAGUGUGGCAGAAGAUGAAGAAAGUGAGGAAACAAAAGAAGCUGUGUCUGCAAAGAAGAGGAAGCGCAAGAGAACCUCUUCUGAAGCGGUUGAAGGAUUCAGUGUGUUCCGAACUUCCACAUCCAAGUCAAACGAUGAAAUUCAAGCUGAUGAUGAUGAGUCCAUUCGGCUGAAGAAAGAACAAAAUAAGCAACUUGAGCGUGAUGCUCUCUUCAGGAAGAAUCAUAACAUUCAUGUCUCUGGAUACAAUGUGCCGUCCCCACUUCAAAGCUUUGAUGAGUUGAAAACAAGAUAUAAAUGUCCAUCAUAUCUGUUGCGGAAUCUGAGAGAACUUGGAUUCAGAGAACCAACACCAAUCCAACGGCAGGCUAUUCCAGUACUCUUACAUGGUCGUGAAUGCUUUGCUUGUGCCCCAACUGGCUCUGGAAAAACCCUUGCAUUUGUGUGUCCCAUGCUCAUGAAGCUCAAGGUUCAUGCAAAAGGUGGCAUUCGAGCUGUUAUCAUUUGUCAUAGCCGUGAAUUAUCUACUCAAACAUAUCGAGAGUGCAAAAAGCUUGCCAAGGGGAAGAAGUUUCAUAUCAAGUUAAUGACAAAAAAUCUUUUAAGAAAUGCUGAUUUUUCAAAAUUUUCUUGUGACAUACUUAUAUCCACGCCACUUCGAUUACGCUUGGCUAUCCGAAAGAAAAAGAUUGAUCUCAGCAGAGUUGAGUAUCUUGUCCUUGAUGAAUCCGAUAAGCUAUUUGAGCCUGGAUUGUUCAAGCAGAUUGAUUCUAUCAUCAAAGCAUGCUCAAAUCCCUCAAUAAUACGCUCUCUGUUCAGUGCUACUUUACCUGAUUUUGUUGAAGAUCGAGCUCGAGAACUCAUGCAUGAUGCUGUUCGGGUAAUCGUUGGCAGGAAGAAUAUGGCUUCUGAAACAAUAAAGCAAAAAUUGGUUUUUACUGGAAGUGAAGAAGGAAAACUUCUAGCAAUUCGUCAAAGUUUUGCAGAGAGUCUAAAUCCACCAGUGUUGGUCUUUGUCCAAAGCAAGGAGCGAGCCAAGGAGCUGUAUGGGGAACUUGCAUUUGACAAUAUUAGAGUUGAUGUCAUCCAUUCAGAUUUGUCUCAAGAAGAGCGAGAAAAUGCAGUUGACAACUUCAGAGCUGGUAAAACAUGGGUUUUGAUUGCCACUGAUGUGGUUGCUCGGGGAAUGGACUUCAAAGGCAUUAACUGUGUGAUCAAUUAUGAUUUUCCAGAUUCUGCAUCGGCAUAUGUCCACAGAAUUGGUCGUUCUGGCAGAGCAGGGAGGAAUGGCGAAGCAAUUACAUUUUACACAGAGGAGGACAUUCCAUUCCUGAGGAAUGUAGCUAAUCUUAUGUCAUCUUCAGGCUGUGAGGUUCCAUCGUGGUUGAUGGAGUUGCAGAAAAAGAAGUGGAAGAAGCACCGGCCCAAAAGAGAUUCCAUCUCAACCAAGCCAGAUCUGUAAGCCAACAAAAGCAGAGGAAGAGAAAAAGGUUUUGACCGAGAAAUUUCCGGCUGCUUAUUUCAUGAUAGACCAUGCAACAGUAAUUGUACAGGCAAUGUUGCCUAAUGCUUACAGGCAAUGUUGCCUAAUGCUUACAGAAGUUCAAACCAUGAUACAGUACCUUCAUGCCAGUUGUCACCUCCAUGUAGACAUCCCAAGUGUUAACUCUAAUUAAAUUAAAGGGGAAUUUUUGUGCCUCCCUUUGUAGUGAACAUGAAAUUUUUGUUGACCCUUAAAUGUCCGAGUUGAUAAACUUUUAAACUCCUUUGCAUUUAAUAGACUUUCAUUGUGUGAUGACUUUUCA
Cicer arietinum (chickpea) is the source of this 2039-nucleotide messenger RNA. Its product is annotated as DEAD-box ATP-dependent RNA helicase 57. Gene Ontology annotation, molecular function: RNA helicase activity; nucleic acid binding; ATP binding. Gene Ontology annotation, cellular component: cytosol. The record is from RefSeq and is a predicted model, not a curated record. Lineage: Eukaryota; Viridiplantae; Streptophyta; Magnoliopsida; Fabales; Fabaceae. Gene Ontology annotation, biological process: maturation of SSU-rRNA.